Cygnus atratus (black swan) is the source of this 7263-nucleotide messenger RNA. It is a transcript of the gene GABPB2, whose product is annotated as GA binding protein transcription factor subunit beta 2. Gene Ontology annotation, biological process: positive regulation of transcription by RNA polymerase II. The record is from RefSeq and is a predicted model, not a curated record. The transcript is spliced from 9 exons. Bases 1706 to 3052 code for a protein of 448 amino acids. NCBI's taxonomy places the organism in Eukaryota, Metazoa, Chordata, Aves, Anseriformes, Anatidae. Gene Ontology annotation, molecular function: transcription cis-regulatory region binding; protein binding. Gene Ontology annotation, cellular component: nucleus.
CGGUGCUGCGUGCGGGAACAGCCGAGCGCCCGGGGGGGGGGCCCGAGCCGGAGCAAUGGUAAACUCCAGCCUCGUAAAUGUGUGAGCUGGCAGUAAACCUAGCAAACGCAGAGUCCAGUGGAACUACUGAUGCCUGGAAAGUUGAAUGCAAGUGUUCUCGACGUGGGCAACAAGAAGGAGCACUGUAAAAAUAGUGUCUGUCCCACAAGAAGUCAGAGAAAAACAAACUGGGAAGUUCCUAAAGGGCAGGGGGUUGUGGAGGUCAAACACAGACGUCCUAAAUGCAUCAAAGGUCCAGAGCACUCUGCGCAAGUAAGUCCUGAGUCCUGGGCUCAUCCCCCUUAGGGAUCUUCCUUACGCGGAGCCGGAAGGUUUUGGCUUGUUGAGCCACAGAGGUGUCAGAGCUGGGUGCUGGCACUGUGCAGCGGUAGGGUCCAAAGUAACCCUUUCCUUUCACACAUGUUGUAGGAAUGACUAGAUUUUUUAAUUAUUUUUUUUUUCCUCUAGCUCAUGCUUCUAGAAGUGUCUUUGUGACAGUGAACUAAGCAUCACUUGGUUCCUGACUUCCAAGACUCGAGUGUUGCUCAUAAUAACUGCACACUUAGAAAGAGCUGCAAGUUUAAAAUAAUCUUACAAAGUGAGAUGUGUUUUUGGAGAGAGAAGUUAAUAAACAGCGUAGCCUGAUGAGGUUUAGGGCUUGCUGUUGAGCUUUACUUUCAGGGGCUUGUUUUACUGAUGGCUGUCUGUAUGUAGUGCAUCACUGAGGAAAGAGCGGGACAUUUCUCUUGAAUUCUUCAUUCAAGAAAGACCCUCUUUUAGAGCUUUCCAACUAUUUCAGAGAAUUGCAAUUGAAGGAAAUUAAAAACAUCAUUUACGGGCUUCAGUGCUGUUGGAGUCACUGUUGCACUGUAUGGCACAGCACACAGUUGCACAGACAGGCAUUUGUAGUCACUGAAUGAAUGUUGUACAAGAGUUAGUAGAUUGACUUUAAAGUCAGUCUUUCAUAGGACUGGGUACCAGCGUAACCCUAUUGUGGAGAAAAAUGCUGUAGUUCACUGCCAUAAACAUGGUAUGUCGAAUGUAGUUUGGAAUAAAUAGAGACACUGUUGUCUGGUAGGCUGACUGCAGGACUAGGAGCUUUUGAGUUCUGCUCCUUUUAUGACCUUGACCAAGUCACUGGAGUCCCCAAGGUUUGUUUUAUUCUCUCCUGGCAGAGAGCGGGGAUAGUUCCCCCACGCUUAGCCCCAAGUGCUGGGGUCAGAGAGGGUCUUGGAGAUUAAAGUACUUUGAAAAUCAAAGUGAUGUUGUGCAAAAAAUGUGAACUGCUUAGCUGUUGCUUUUAUAGGUUCUGCUCGUGAAACGGGAUCCACAUGGGCAAGUCUUUGUGUCUGUACAAGGUGCUGUUGAGGUAAGUGGGAUUUUGCAGGAGCUCUGGGGCCUUGUAAGGUCUGGUCUGCCAGCAGUCUGAGACUGUUGCCUUCCCUUGAUGUUUGAGGCAUGGAACUGAAAACUGAUAGAUACUUUUGCCUGUUUUUUUAUCGGGUUGGGCCUAGUUCUGUGUGUCUGCUAGCCAGCCAGCCAGACCUUAGUUGUACUGGGUUUUUAUGUCUGUGCCUCACUGUCUUUUGUUUCUUCAUUUGUUUUCCAUUUCUUGCUCCCACCUUUUAAAGCAGCUUUCAGCAAAUACUUGUUCCCAUGUAUAAAGAUGUCCUUAGUGGACCUAGGGAAGAGGUUGCUAGAAGCAGCUCGCAAAGGCGAAGAUGACGAAGUGCGAACGUUGAUGGCAAAUGGUGCUCCUUUCACCACUGACUGGCUUGGGACGUCACCUCUUCACCUUGCUGCCCAGUACGGCCACUAUUCAACAGCAGAGGUGCUACUUCGAGCUGGUGUUAGCAGAGAUGCCCGAACAAAAGUGGACCGGACUCCACUACACAUGGCUGCAGCUGAUGGACACACUCAUAUUGUAGAAUUGUUAAUUAGGAAUGGAGCUGAUGUAAAUGCCAAGGACAUGCUGAAAAUGACUGCUUUACACUGGGCAACAGAGCAUAACCACCGAGACGUUGUAGAGUUGCUCAUCAAAUAUGGAGCCGAUGUCCACGCUUUCAGCAAGUUUGAUAAGUCAGCUUUUGAUAUUGCUUUGGACAAGAACAAUCCAGAGACUCUGGUAAUACUACAGGAAGCAAUGCAGAACCAGGUGAACACACAUCCAGAGAGAGCACAUCCUGUCACAAACACCGUGACUGUCACCUCACCGUUUAUUCUUGCACCAGGGGAAGUUCUCAAUCUUGCUAGUCUUGUCUCGUCAGCAAAUGCCAAAACAACCGCAGCAGGUGACUCACAUGUGUCUACUGUGCAGUUUUCCAAUUCAACAACCUCUGUGCUUGCCACACUUGCAGCCCUCGCUGAAGCAUCAGCACCUCUUUCCAACUCAAACAGAGCUACAGGUAAUACAGAGGAAAUAGUGGAAGCAAAUUCUGUCGAUUCUGCCAUACAGCAAGUGGUCGGUAGCGGAGGGCAGCGCGUCAUCACCAUUGUAACCGACGGAGUUCCCCUGGGCACCCUGCAUACAGCCGUCCCCACCAGCAGCCUCAGCCAGCCGUUCAUUGUCACCAUGGAAGAUGGACAGCAAGUUUUAACCGUACCUGCUGGUCAGGUUGCAGAAGAGACUAUUAUUGAAGAUGGAGAUGACGCAGAAGAGGAGGAAGAGCCACUGGCCAAGAAGCAAAAAGUGGAACAAAAUGUAAAUGACUUGGAGGAAAGCAAGGACAGCGAUGAAAGGGAAGUGCUACAGCAGCAGCUGCAAGAGGCGAACCGGAAAGCUCAGGAAUAUCGCAGCCAGCUCAUAAAGAAAGAGCAGGAAGCGGAGCAGUAUCGGCUGAAGCUAGCAGCCAUGGUGAGGCAGCAGCCCAACGGAGCUGAGGUAGCAGUGCUCGAAGAGGUCGCCGAGGUAGACACAGUUGUGGUAACCUCGGAAGACAUCGAGGGGUCUGCAUUGCCCAUGAUGGAAAUGGAUCAGCCAACUGAUAUCACUGUGGAAACUGUAACCUCCUAAUCCUGGGUUAUUGACUUGCUUUUGUAAAGGAAAAUAACACUUUUUUUUUUUUAAUAAGGUGCUGUUGGCAAACAGCGUUGAGAGCAGAGGGCUGUUGUCAGAGCCACUGCACAACUGGAAAAUGAUGCGAUGGGGCUGCCUGAAUGGUCCCAUCACCAGGGAUAGAAGCUUCUACAGCAGCUCACAACAUAACUCUGCUUUCAGCACAGUGCCAAAAGGUGCUUUUAAAGCUUGACCUUGAAAGAUUGAAAGCUUUUACAAAUUUUAGCCAGCAAGUGACCUGAAGGCUUAUUUUGUGAUGUUAAUACCUGCAUUGUUGGGAGUGGAAAAGAAAUACCUCAUUGCCAAAGUAGCUGGUAUUAGCUCUCAGCUGCCAGGCAGUUGCAGCUUUGAAAACAGACUUUAUGCAAUAACCCGAGGUGUUCACUCCCUUCUCUGAAGUUGAGUGACCAGAUCUGGACCUUCAGAUAAAAACAAUUUCUUGGAGUGAUACAUUUUUAUUUACAAUCUUCUGAGGUGCAGGAGGGGAUUUCCCCACUUUAGCUAGGAAAUGAAUUGGCAUUGAACAAUUAUAUGUUUUGUUCCAAAAGUCUGCAUUUAGUUCACAGAGGCAAUCUUCAAUGCAAGAGCAAAGGCCAGGCUGACCGUGUGUCAGUUGGAGCGUUUCAAGAUAGCAGGGAAUGUUACAUUUUGCCUUCUUUGGACUGUGGAAAAGUUCGGCGGAGCUCUACAUCAGAACCUUCAACCACCCAAAGGGAUCACAGAAAAAUCCUCCUCAAUUUUAUGAAAUUUAGUCAACUGUUCUAUUUGACACUUCUGUGCUGAAGAGUAGCGCUGACUGAUUAUAGAUGCAAAACUAUACAUUCAGCUCUUGCUGUAAGACAGCUUGUGAGCCAGUUUGUCUCUGAAGAUACAUAUGUCACUUUUUUACUAAACAGUUUUUAUUUUUAAAGAUGCUAAAACCUUUUUUAACAAGCAGCUGAUCUUGUUACUGAAAUGUUUGUAUUUUUUUACUCUGCAAGCCUGUUUAUUAAAGAGGAUAGCUAAAUGCUUUCCUCUUUGCAGGCUUGUAGAUUAUGUGUUUCAAGACAGUGGAAAUCGAUUGGAAGGGCCCUGAAUGAUCGCAUAGCAAUUGAUAAUGAAAGCUUUUUCUCCCUCGGCAGUCACAAGCAAAAGAAGUGAAGUUUAGAAAAAUACCAUAUGCAUGCUGUUCUCUUGGCUGCGGAAGGUUGUAGAGGCUAGGAGCGACUUCCAGCUCCAAGGCCCUAGCAGCUGGCCUGCUUUCUGAAAAUGCCUUCUUGCAAGAUAAAAAUUCAUAGCUGUCUCGGCCCACAGUUUAUUGGUUUGUGUGUUUGUUUUUUCGUAAUUUCCAUGUCCUACUUUUGUAACAAUUGGCAGUAUUUGAGGUAAUCAUUCAAUUUCAUGGUCCUUGCAUUGCUUUUUUCCCCCCGUUACUUCCAAGCGUGUCCAGAUAACUGUUUUCUGUUGGUUCAGAUACUGCCAAUGUUCACAUUUCUUUGCUGAUAGAUCAACCCAUAUCGGGAUGUUUGAGAUGUAACAGAAACUUAAGAGUUCAUAAAGGCAUGAACUUAUGGUCACGGGCUGCAUUUGUUACCAUAAAAAAAAAACUGCUUUUCAUCCUAAAAUCACUCUCCAGGGCAGUGUGCUCCUGCCACAGAGCACUUGGCUCUCGUUGAUGGCGGUGCCUCGGGGGGUCAGCUUGUGGCUGAAGUGUCAUGGCCUUGUUUGCGCUGGACCCCAUGCAGGCAACAAAUGGUUUGUGAAGCUUUGCCGUGCUUUAACAGCUGGCGUUCACCCCGUCCCACGCAGAAACUCUUGUGUUGAGGCACUAGAGAAGAGCUUCAUUCCUGGAGUGCUCGUGUCCAGCACCCUGCGAUUUAUUCGAGCUUUGGCCUCAAAGGGAGGUCAGGUCUGCCAAAAUCAUGUAUCCGGCAACGUUUGGCAGUGUUUAACCACUCGGGUUCAGUGACAGGUUUUGGGAGAGAAAGGUUUAUGAUACUAUUAUUAUAAAGGCUUCAUGAGACUUGCUGGGUUUUGAGAAUCUAAGUGCAUUUAUUUAUAACCAGUGUAGCUAUAUUUAUAACUAAGACUUUUUUAUCUUUUUCCAAAAGAUGUUUUGAAGAAGGCUUUAAUAAUUAUUUUUUAUGAAUGAAUGUUUGGAGAGACUUGGUUCCUGGCUGUUGACUUACACUCUGUGAAGUCAGUAUUUCCUUGCUGACUUCAAGCUUGUAUUAAGUUAUUUUCUUUUGUUCCCCAGAAUGUCCAAAAUUUGGGUCCAUUUGAUGAACUGAAAAGUCUGUGUUGGAGGGUUCAAGACGGUAUCAAAGUAAAUCCAGACAGAUUCUUCUAAUAUGUUGUUCCCAGAAACAUUACUGGAUGUAAAGGGACACUGUCAACUUUGGCUUCUCCGUUUUGCCUGAAGUUAGUCUAAUUAUUUGUAAAUUUGAAGAGCUGUACAGCUGAAGGCAGCUGUAGUACAAAUGCUGUGUUGUGCCUUUGAUAGCACUUUGAUUCUCAUGUAUUUCCAUGCUUCCCCUGAAAAGGGCCAGUUUUGCCAAAAAGUCCCUUCAGCUGGGAAACAAACUUCCCCUUCAGAAGAAAAGAAAAAAAGUCUGUGGCAUUCAUGGUAAUUGGAUUUCAUUUAUAGAAUUGGAACAAAUAAAGCUGACAGUGUUCUUAAUGCUUCGCCUUGUGGGGGGAAAUCGCACGUUAAUUUUAUUUUUAGAAGUCCUCACACACGGGGCCUGAACAAAGACCGAGGAGUAUUUGAUCUAUGCCCAGCAUUUAGAAAGAAUUUAAACUCGUCUGUAUCCUCUGCUGUUCCACAGAAAGGAUUUGAGAUUUUUAGGCAGAGAACAGCAGUUUUCUUGUCAGAUGUGGCCGUGUGGGUCUGUUGUUACUGGCGAGAUUAAGUGGCAGCUUCUGAGCGGGUAAAUAACCUCUCCUCUUGCACCCUCCCACUGAAGUCAGGGCUGGACUUCGCCGUGUCAGGGCUUUUGUCACCCACGCCAUCUGAGUCCAGGCACUUCCCAGCAGGCCGUGGAUGGGCGAGCACAGGAGUCGAUGAGGUUAAAGGCUAAGCAAGCCCCUUGCUCUUUAAGACUGUGCUAUCAGUGUGGAGCACCAAGAUCCUGCUGCCCCCGCUUCCAGCCCAACUUCCCGUCCUCUGCAAGCUGGGGAUCGCUGUUGCGCUCAGCUGCGUGCUUGGGCAGGCAGGAGAGUCCCAGAUGAUUUCCCGGCGAUGCUGAUGCAGAAGCUGUGGUCUGAAAUGAAUUCUUUCCCCUUUCCACUUGGCUGAAAAGGUCAGUGCGAUUUCUGUCCCACUGCAACCCCGAGGGCAGUGAGGGCACAUGCAGCAGCCCAGCUCUGGCACCCUUGGGCCCCCUGCAGAGACCAGGCUCCCUGUGCUUUGUGGUUCUCCCCCCUCCCUCCCCCCAAGUCCUGAUCCAGGACUGCUCCCUGGGACACAUUUCAGUCGUCUAAGACUAGCGUGCCUUGUUUGUGCCUUGUUUCUCCUGUUUGAGGAGGUGACUUGGUGCUAAUUGAGCUGUUUUAGUUUUGAUUAGCCAUCUACUUCCCUCUUUUUGCAGUAGCCAGCUAUAAACAGUUCCCAUUAUCCAAAACGGGAAGCAGGGCGUAGCAAAUCCUGUGGGGAUGAGCAAGGGAGGAGGUCACAGAAACGUGAGCUAAAUCUUCUGCAGCUGACUAUGCAGGGAUUUGUUUAGGCUGAAUAAACGAACCCCAGGAUCGAGGGAGGCUGCGUGUGGAGACAUCCUCCAGGGCUUUCAGCUGGGGUGCCCCAUCCCUGCUGGCGGGAGCCCCUGACCCUGCUGCCUGCCUGUGGCUUGGUGCUCACCAGCUCUGCCCAAUCUCUAUUUCUUUACUCUCACAUUCAGCAGACAGUUCCCCUGCCCCCCCACCCCCGUGCCAGGUGCAGCGCCCAGGUGUGUAUUUAUUGCAAGUUUUGUUUGCUGCUUCCCUGCUGCGGGUCCCUUAAGAACCCCGUUAGCAGACAAGGAACAAAGUGCCCUGCAGUGCCCCGCAUUCCCGAUAGCUUAAUGUACAGGCUCCUGGUGUGAAAGCUCCAGCUUUUCCAUUUGUGUUUAGGGUAAAUGAUUGGAAAUGCGGAAAUUUAAACAUUUAUACAUUUUUGUACCGUUUCGUAAUAAAAUACCACAUCCUCAGUGAGC